Molecule: messenger RNA, 1747 nt
Organism: Nannospalax galili (Upper Galilee mountains blind mole rat)
Lineage: Eukaryota; Metazoa; Chordata; Mammalia; Rodentia; Spalacidae
Gene: Aurkaip1
Product: aurora kinase A interacting protein 1
Exons: 3
Coding region: 276-863 (195 amino acids)
Biological process (GO): mRNA processing
Cellular component (GO): mitochondrion
Source: RefSeq, a predicted model, not a curated record
UCCGCUGCUGAUACUGCCCCACCUUGUGGGCUUAGGUUUCUUGGGGGACACUGCGGGUGGGAGGCUUGUGGAGUCGCGCCGGUGGGGAGAGGCAGAGGCAGGAUAUAGGCUAGCGGCGUGUGAAGAUGUCUGGAGUACCCAGGGCUGUGGGCAGAUUAGGCAUGCGGCCUGGCUAGUCGGCGUCGGCUGAGCACUGCCCACGCCGCUGCGUGUCCUCAACCGGCACCUGUAUUCCAGCUCCUUUGCGCACCUGAGGCCCUGCCACCCAUUUAGCCAUGUUCCUGGCACGCCUGACUUCACAGCUGGUUAGGGCUGGUCCCUGGGCAGGCUUCAGUCGUCCCUGGCCUGGCUCCGGGGUGACCCGCAGCUAUGCUUUUCGACCCCCUUACAGCUUGCAGCCUGCAAGCCCAAGUCGGGCUGCGUCCCUCCCUGGCAAGGGGGCCCAGCUGGAGCUGGAAGAGUUCCUGGUCCCCAGGAGGAUGGCCAUCACACCCCUAGAGGGCUGGCUGACUGCCCGAUACCUAUUGCCCAGAGUGGAUGCUGGGGCCCCAGUGACUGUGGCUCCCACCCAAUUCUAUGAGUGUCCACCUAGCCAGGUGGAGGAGGGAGCCAAGGAGGUCUGGGUUGCCACUCCGAUACAGUGCAAAAAUGUGCUGAAGAUCCGCCGGCGGAAGAUGAACCACCACAAGUACCGAAAGCUGAUCAAGAGAACACGGUUUCUGAGGCGGAAGGUUCGGGAAGGACGCCUGAAGCGGAAGCAGGUCAAGUUUGAGAGAGACCUGAAGCGCAUCUGGCUGAAGGCAGGCCUGAAGGAAGCCCCUGAGGGUUGGCAGACCCCAAAGAUCUACCUGAAGAGCAAAUGAGCCUAGGGUCCCAUCUCUGGCCCUGUUGCUACUACUGACCCACUAUAAUAAACGUUGGGAGGACUCACUCGACCCAGGCUGGCCUCGAUCUGCCUGGUGGGGACUCUCUUGAGGUGGAAACCAGCCUUUAUCAUAGGAGCCUAGGGUGGCUGAUGGCUGCGGGGUCCCAGCAGCCUGUGUCCCUACAAACUGACUGUGCUAUGCGUUCUGGAAUGACAGCCUAUUUGAGUGAUGUGUGCUGUGGGAUCACUGUGAACACUCCCAGGGAUGCAAGUCUCAGUGUGUACACUGGUGGUAGACUGACCUGGGGUGGCACUGGGUUGGAGAAAAUGGUGAAUAGAUUCUAUUUUCUGAGGUGAGGGGUAGGGUCUGGGUGGGCUCAGCAGGGAAACAAAAGGAAAACCCUGGUUUCUCUGAAGAUGGUACAUAGUCUGCAGUCUCAGCCCUCUGAGCUGCCCUGCUUGACUGGAAUAAUCACAUUUGGGGACAGGGUUGGUGUAUUGGCAUGCUGUCAGGCUUCCCAACCUCCUGUUGCCUCUCGGCUUCUGCCAUGUCCCCGUUUUAUUUUGAGAGGUUCAUGAUUGAGGGCAUGCUGAGGAAGCUUGAGGAUUCCAAGUAUUCCCUGGGUCAAGAGGAAUACACACUUUGAAUAGUUGGAGAGACCCUGACUUGUGUACCAAGAGAUGAAGAAACUGAACUCCAAGCAGAGGAACCUUGUCAGUGCAUCUGUUAUGCCAUAUGGGCCCUUCUUAUAUACUUUAUUCUCUGAUCCCUGACAUCUGAGUUAACAAAAUAGGAACUGUUCACCUCUUUCUUGGGCCUGGGGCUAUAGCCUCCUGUAUCUUCUUCCCACCCCAUAAAGGCCAGGCCACUGCUUACCAAGA